Molecule: messenger RNA, 426 nt
Organism: Mesorhabditis spiculigera
Lineage: Eukaryota; Metazoa; Nematoda; Chromadorea; Rhabditida; Rhabditidae
Source: the annotation of a GenBank genome assembly
AUGCAAACGUGUCAUUAUCUGAUAAUAUUCUUCAUACUGCUGGUGGCCAACUUAGAUGGAGCGUGCGUAAAGAGGCCAUCGAAGCAGACGACGGCCAGCAACAUCAUCUCGAGCACCAACACACCAAAAGCAUGCUCAUUGUGCACGCAGGACAUGCUCAACGAAACACGUAGAUACGAUGGAUCACAUGGUUUUGAUAAUGCUACCCUAAUAAUGGUCGAUGGUUGCGCGACGUUCUACCUGGUUUGCGCUAGCCCAAACUCAAACGAGCCGGCCAUUAUUUUCGAUUGGAGGAUCGCCACCGUGCCAUUGGACGGCAACAAAGCGGCUCUGAGUCUGUGGUGUGAGGAGGGGUUGAUCUGGCAAUAUACUGAGGGCGACCUAACCACCUAUGUCACUCAAUAUGAAUGCGGUGAUCUGGGUGUC